Molecule: messenger RNA, 1063 nt
Organism: Paramuricea clavata
Lineage: Eukaryota; Metazoa; Cnidaria; Anthozoa; Malacalcyonacea; Plexauridae
Source: the annotation of a GenBank genome assembly
AUGGCAUCAAUUUAUCGUCAAAAUCAUAAUGGUUUUUCUCCAAAGAGUCCUGGUUUACUUCCAAAUCCAAAUUCACCGAUUAUUAAAAGCUCUAACAUGGAUAAUUAUAUUAAAUCGUCACAUUUUCCAAUCCCGUAUCAAGCUGUUAUGGUAGUCGAAAGUUGCUCGAGUAUUGUUGAUAUUUCAUCAUGUGAUGGUACACGUUCUAUGUCGAAAGAUCCUUUCCCAAAGGCUGUUAUUAAAGCUAUUUCAUCGUAUAAUUUGUCUCAGCCUUCGUGGUCAACUUCGUAUUCAAACAAGAAGUUACUAUUGCGUGUUGAAUGGAAAAUAACAGCUCCAAAUGAUCCGAAAUCCGACUCUAAGUCGUAUGCUUAUUCGCCUGCAUUAAAUCCCUUAUCUACACCGUUUCAAUCGUCGUCUAAUGCCUCUAACACAGAAGAUUCAGGCUAUAAAUCGUUUGAUUCGAACGCGCGUUAUAAUGUAAACAAAUCCCGCAUAUAUUCUAACUCACCUAUGCAAAAUACUAAAUUAUUUCGUUCUCCUUCAAAUCGUUCUGAGCGACACGAUGUUUAUCGCCCUAAAUCAAGUGGAACUGAUAAUUCUCAAUCGCCUAGUAAUUCUAAACCGAAAAUCUUUCCUAAAACUGCCGAAACUCCGGUCGAAAGUGUGAACAAUUCCAGAUAAAGUCGAUUGUAUUAAUAAUUCACAGAGUCACGCGAGCAUUUGUAAUCAACAUAUUGAUAGCCACGCGAGCGGUAGUAUUGACGCCAAUAACAGCUCGGCCGCCGCUGAAGACCCCAACAAUCGUUUGCCUGCUAUUGAUCUUAAGUCCACCAACACUGACACCCUUAAUGACAAUUCUCUGAUAUCCGAGUCUACUAAAGUAACAUCUACCCCAUUUAAAUAUGAAAUCUUAAAGAAUUCAAAGGAUGGUGAUAUUCAUGCAGCCCUUAAUCCUAAGUGUGAAAAACAUGAUGCUAGCCUGAUGGAAAUUCAUGGGUCCUGCCGUAGAUGUAAUAAAGUUGUCGCCUCCUAUGAAUCUGAUGAUCAUUUCCUCCUAUGA